AUGGAAAGGACGUCUUUAAUCGUCUUUACGUCUACCCAUCAUGGUACUCCGCAUUUCCUUCUCACAGUAGACCUGCCGAUGCUGCGUGCACUUUGGAUCACGACUGCAGUUGGGGCAUUGGAGACUGGGAAGCAGUUCCCUCGCCAUGAUGUACUGGCUGAGUACCACUCGAUGCUGUCGCUGAUGGUUUUUCCUACAAGCACCGGGCAGGCAGCAGAAUUAGACACUGCCUUCCAAGCUGUGGCGGGUGCAGAGGACGAGUUCCACAUCCACGGUGCCAACGUGUCUUUCUGGGGUGAGCCUGUGGCCUUGGAGUAUGCGCAUUAUGGCGGCAAGCUGGGUGCAGCCGAUGCUGGGAUCUCCUCCACUGGCUUAGCUGCUGCCCUCAUUAGUGUGACGGAUAAUUUCACGGUGGAAAAGGUUUGGGAACACGCCCCAGUGCGAAACUUUGCAAAACAGACCUUGGACUUCAUCCUCAAGACUUACCACAGCGAGGAGAAGGAGCAGGACGAGCUUUGA
Symbiodinium sp. CCMP2592 is the source of this 519-nucleotide messenger RNA. NCBI's taxonomy places the organism in Eukaryota, Dinophyceae, Suessiales, Symbiodiniaceae. The record is from the annotation of a GenBank genome assembly.